Aspergillus piperis CBS 112811 is the source of this 1767-nucleotide messenger RNA. RefSeq lists its product as uncharacterized. Lineage: Eukaryota; Fungi; Ascomycota; Eurotiomycetes; Eurotiales; Aspergillaceae. The record is from RefSeq and is a predicted model, not a curated record. Bases 1 to 1767 code for a protein of 588 amino acids. The transcript is spliced from 3 exons.
AUGAGAGCUCCCUCCAUUGUAUCGACACUUCUGUCAGGAGUCCCGCCUUCCAUUAAAAUCAUUCCAGAUGUACCAUUGGCAACCACACAGCGUCCAGUCUUUGCGGAAGCGGAUACGUACGAUAUAGAGGCUUCUGCUCCCGAUAUGUCCAUCAUGAGCCCGUUCGGAUUAUCCCAUCUAGCGGAAGACUCUGUACCGUCUGUGGCUCAAGCAGCUGCUCAUCUACUGUUAAUGGAAGCUAUGUGGGUAUGGAAGCAUAAGGCAACUAGUGGAGAGACUGCCAUGAAACUGCUCUCCUUGCUCUCGGCGAACAGUGUGGACCUGCAGCCAGACAAUGAGAAAAUUCACAGUCAGUUACUGGCUGGGCUUAUGGAGGUUGCUGCUCCUCGAUUCUACUCGUGGUGGCACGCAGUAAACAAGAAAUUAUCAAGGACAAUGCCUGAGGAAGAUUACUUGGAGCUACCAGCCGAUCUAUUGCCUCCUAUGGAUGUUAUGCUGAUCUGGCAUACAUAUAUGCUACAGCCUUUUAUCUACGAGGAUGACUGUUCUCGGCUGGACGUACCUCACAUGCGCCGGGUUCUGUUCCCCUGGAAGGAAGUGGUUAAUGCAAUCGACAUCAGGACGACCGAAUACUGCAUCCCUUCUGCUGCCAGGGACUUCUUUGAAAAAACUUCCGGACAAUCAGCCGAUCUUCUUGAAGAGGUCUGUAACAAAGCGCAUCCGCUAGUGUACGAUAUGAACUGUCCAUACUGCCACACCACCAGAAAUUUACCAAUCAUACCCACCGCUCAAACCGAAGACAUAAAGCAAGGCUUCGAGCUAGGAUGCGACUGCGGCUACGCACCGUCCGUGGACGCACUCCGCAGCGAUCUUCUUCACCUCCGCCAAACCAGAGAGUCGCGACUAAGAGGAACAUAUUCGAACCCUGCUCUCGCUCAAGCAUUAUAUCCCCUAUCAAGAGCACUACCACUGCCUAUCCUAGAGUCCUGCACCAAGCGCGAACGCUUCCUCCAGGCUAUUUACACUGCAAGCUACGAAAGCAACACACCGAAAUGGGCUGUAGAAACCUUGCUAUCACUCUACACACCAACCUCCCCAGUGACGCAAGCAUCAUCAGCUCAUUACUCCUCAGUACUGCGCGCAACAUGCUUCAUGGACGAGAUGCACAAGAAAUGCUGGCUGCGUUCACCAGCCCUCUGCUGUCAGUCUACAAACACUCCAUCAAAACUAAUUGGUACCCUGCCACGAGCACAGCAGAAAUAUCAAAACUUUCUAAAAUCAGCUCGUCCGUCAAACAAUCUAUUUAUUACUCCAACAUCAGACGUGGAUUUAUUUUGGCACACGCACCAGCUGUCUCCGGAACCUUAUCGCCGGUUCUGUAUUCGACAUGUAAGGAAGUCUAUGGACUAUAGCGAUAAAGUGAUUCUUGAAAACCUAUGUGGUUCGUUUAAGGCUAGUCAGAAGGCUUAUUCGCAGCACUUCAAAGGGGAGUAUGAUGCCUGUCUUUGUUGGUCGUGCGAGAUAGAGCGGAAUGAUCAAGAGGUUGCUCUGUCUGAUGAUGAGGCAUCAUCAUCAGCAUCAAAAAAGACGCAGGAAUACCUUGAUUGGGCUCGCCGAGUAGUUGUUAUGUUCUGGCAGGAAGUUGAGGCCCGGCGCGAGAAGGGACUGCUGGGCCUCAAAAGGGAGAGCCUAGAGGAAGUUUUGGCGAAGGGACCUCGCAGACGGAGUUCAUUGGUGUCUCUUCCUUCGCUCAAAGAAUGGAGAUGA